AAGAAUUAAGUCUGAUGCCUUGGCCGGUAACAUCAACAGUGAGGACAAACCCAGCCUGCAUCUCUCAUUCCACACUAUGUCCAAACCUACAUUCACAGGGUCCUGAUUGUGACAGUGGAGCUCAGUUUGCACUGCAGGAUUCAGAAAUGGCAUCAGUGAAGCUGGAAGACUGCAGUCAAACACUGGAGCUGAAUGUCAUCAUAAAAGAUGAAGAAGAGGAGGAGAAGAUUGGGAAAUCUGUUAAUGAUGGAGACCGUGUUGAGACAUUCUCUUCAUCGAGAGAGCAACAGCAGGAAGAUCACAGAGCGAAGAGGUCUCACCACUGCCCACAUUGUCAGAAGAUUUUCCCAUUUCUAUCAAAGCUAAAAAUACACCUAAAAAUACACACAGGAGAGAAUCGGUAUUCCUGUACUGACGGUGGGAAGAAUUUCACAACAUCCAAGGCUUUGACAGUUAAUCAGAGAGUGCACACAGGAGAGAAGCUUUACUCCUGCUCUGACUGUGUAAAAUGCUUCACAACAUCAACUUGGCUAAAAGUUCAUCAGAGAACACACACAGGAGAGAAGCCUUACUCCUGYUCUGAUUGUAUAAAAUGCUUCACAACAUCAGCUAAGCUAAAAGUUCAUCAGAGAACACACACAGGAGAGAAGCCUUACUUCUGCUCUGCCUGUGCGGCGAGUUUCUCUAUAAUGUGCAACUUAAAACGACAUGAACGUAUACACACAGAGAAGAUUUACUCCUGCUCUGACUGUGCGGCGAGUUUCUCUCUACUGUGCAAAUUAAAACGACAUGAACGUAUACACAAAGGAGAGAAGCCUUACUCCUGCUCUGACUGUGGAAAGAGUUUUUCUCGAAGGGGCCACUUAAAAACACACGAACAAAAACAUACAGGAGAGAAGCCUUACUCCUGCUCUGACUGUGGAAAGAGUUUCUCUCUACUGGGCCACUUAAAAAUUCACCAAUAUAUACAUACGGGAGAGAAGCCUUACUCCUGCUCYGACUGUGGAAAGAGUUUCUCUCGACUGGGCCACUUAAAAACACAYGAACAAAAACAUACAGGAGMGAAGCCUUACUCCUGCUCUGAYUGUGUAAAAUGCUUCGCAACAUCAACUGAGUUAAAAGUUCAUCAAAGAACACACACAGGAGAGAAGCCGUACUCCUGYUCUGACUGUGUAAAAUGUUUCCCAACAUCAACYAGGCUAAAAUUUCAUCAGAGAACACACACAGGAGAGAAGCCUUACAUCUGCUCUGACUGUGCAGCGAGUUUCUCUCUACUGUGCAACUUAAAGCGACAUGAAAGUAUACACACAGGAGAGAAGCCUUACACCUGCUCUGACUGUGCGGCGAGUUUCUCUCUACUGUGCAACUUAAAACGCCAUGAACGUAUACACACAGGAGAGAAGCCUUAUCACUGCACUGACUGUGAGAAGAGAUUCUACAGAUUGGGCCAUUUAAAAAGACACCAAUGUAUACAUAAAGGAGAGAAGCCUCAUCAGUUGUCUCAGACCAGCUGAGAUUAGACACUCCACUGAAUUAUCAUGUCUUUAAAUAAUUGGUAACGAUGAAUUGGAUCAAAUGAAGACAGCUUAGAACACUCUAUUGUAAACCUAUAGUUUCUCACUGUGAGAGAACUGUGCAGAGGAAAGGGAGUGUUAUAGAAUGUUAGCAUCUCUUUACUUUACUGAUCAGUGUGCACCUGGUCAGUUUUGGUUAGUUUUGUUAGCUUCUACUGUAAACAUAUUAAGAUGACCUUGGAUUUGCUCUUAGGGUUGAAUAUCCUCUGUGAGACUUCUCACAAUGGAGUUUGAUGGCUGACUGGGUGGUACUGCUUCCCUCUGCAGUUCUCUGUGGGAAUGAGCUAGUAGACACAACAUACACUGAGUGUACAAAACAUUAACGACAUCUGCUCUUUUCAUGACUUAAACUGACCAGGUGAAUCCAGGUGAAAAGCUAUGAUCCUUAAUAAUGUAGUUUUUGUGUAUUUAUUAUGGAUUCCCAUUUGCUUUCAGUAGAAAACAAGAAACUGCAGUUAAGGACUGAAAAGCCUGGACAAUGGAAAAUGUUAAAAACAUUGCCUGGUCUGAUGAAUCCCGGUUCCUGUGGUUUCAUGCUGAUGGGAGGACUAUGGGGCGUGGGGUGUAUUUUCAGGGCACACAUUGGACCCCUUCAUUAAAAGUUCAACAAUGUUUGAAUGCUACAUAAUAUCUAAAUAAUAAUUGCCAAUCAGGUGCAUCCCUUCAUGGCAGCAGUGUAUCCUUCUGCAAAUAGAUUUCUUCAACAGGAUUAUGCCACAAGGCUUGUCCAGGAAUGGUUCCAAGAACAUGACAGUGAAUUCAGCUYACUGCAGUGGCCUGCCRAGUCACCAGAUCUCAAUCCAAUUGUGCAUCUGUGGGAGGAGAUGGAACAAGCUAUUCGGAGUAGAGAUCCACUUCCAGCCAACUUGCCACAGUUGUGGGAAGCAUUGGAGUCAACAUGGGCCAGCAUCCCUGUGGAACACACAACACCUUGGACAGUCCAUGCCCCAAUG
Messenger RNA from Salvelinus sp. IW2-2015, 2527 nucleotides. Its product is annotated as zinc finger protein 658B-like. The record is from RefSeq and is a predicted model, not a curated record. Gene Ontology annotation, cellular component: nucleoplasm. Gene Ontology annotation, molecular function: DNA-binding transcription repressor activity, RNA polymerase II-specific; RNA polymerase II cis-regulatory region sequence-specific DNA binding. Gene Ontology annotation, biological process: regulation of transcription by RNA polymerase II. NCBI's taxonomy places the organism in Eukaryota, Metazoa, Chordata, Actinopteri, Salmoniformes, Salmonidae.